UAAUAACGCAGCUAUGCGCUCGGAUCUGUGUGAUAUUUUCCACGCGUAAAUGCGCACCUGCGACAAAUACGGAAAGAUCCAAUUUUAUCUCAUGCAACCCUAGAAGGUCGCAUUCACAUCAGGGUGUGUGGACAGGAGUGUGAUCAGAUAGUGUGUGUAGACGAGUUAUUUUGUAUCUGAUUGUGUAAACAUAGUGUUUUUAUUCGGUGGAACGAAGAGGAGGAGGAAGAGGAGGGUGAGGAGGGUCAGGGUGGGAACAAGAAGAAGAAGUAGAAGAAUAGUUACGCAGAAUCGCCUGAAAUAAAGUGUCGGUGAAUUCCUGUCUGUGGAUCCGUUGUCGUUCAUUUCGGAGUGACUCAGUGUUUCUUUGCUCGCCGGAAUGCUGUUAUCUCUUUGAGCGUUCAGCAUGGAUCAGGCUGGCUGCGUGAAUCUGUGCAGUCUGACCAGCACGCUCCCGGUGAUCCCGUACCGCAAACUCACCGACCUGCACUACAUCAGCAAAGGCGGCUUUGGCACCGUGUUCCGGGCGCAGCACAGCGACUGGCGCACCACCGUCGCCAUUAAGUGCUUAAAACUGGACUCCCCGGUCGGUGAAAGAGAAAGGAAUUGCUUACUGAAAGAGGCAGAGGUGCUUCACAAGGCCAGGUUUAACCACAUCAUCCAGAUCUUCGGAGUGUGCAACGAGCCCGAGUUCUUCUGCAUCGUCACCGAAUUCAUGACCAAUGGCUCUCUGGACGAGCUUCUGCACGAGAAAACCAUGUAUCCAGUGGUGGCCUGGCCUCUCAGGCUGCGCAUUCUGUAUGAAAUCGCUCUGGGAGUUAACUUUCUCCAUAAUAUGACUCCACCACUGCUCCAUCAUGACCUGAAAACCCAGAACAUUCUUCUGGACGGCGAGUACCAUGUAAAGAUAGCAGACUUUGGUUUGUCAAAAUGGCGCCAGCUCUCAAUCAGCAAAGGUUCCGGAUCGAAACCAGCCGAGAUGGGUGGCACUGUCAUCUACAUGCCUCCUGAAGAAUACGAACCCAACAAGACUCGGAGAGCGGAUGUUAAGCAGGACAUGUACAGUUAUGCCAUCAUCAUGUGGGAAGUCCUGUCUCGACGGAUACCAUACGAAGAUGCUACCAACCCCAUGCAGAUAAUGUUCAGCGUCCUGCGCGGCUCUCGCCCGGACACCGGACUGGACAGUGUGCCGGGUGACAUUCCUGGGAGAGAGACGCUCAUCAACCUCAUGUCGUGCGGCUGGACCGCUAAUCCCGACGAGCGUCCUUCUUUCCUCAAUUGUCUUAUCGAUCUUGAGCCACUGCUGCGGAGAUUUGAUGAAGUCGAUGUCAUGGAGUCGGUGCUGGAGGUCAAAAGGUCAAAAUUUUUGAGACCGGCGAGCAGCGCUUCAACGAUGACGACAAAUGUGAAAAGAACAGAUAAAAGCCUGAAGGAACAUAACACUCCUUGGACAGAUACCGGCUCUACAUCAGGAUCAGGUUCUUGCUCCUCCCAGGACACGGACAUCUCCCAACCAGGCUACCUUACCAUCUCUAAUCCCUCUCACGCUGGACCGUUGUCAUCUGUUGUGUCCAUACCACUGGACACCCCAAAACCGUUAAUGGACCAGGGCUCCCAGAACAACCUGAAUCCUAAUUAUCCGACGGCCCAGCUCGUCUCGGACUGCAACAUCCCCAUCAGACCAAACGUGCCUCAAAACGAGAGCAACCUGCCUAUAAACAUUCACCCGCUCACCCUACAGUCACAACCUCAAGAAUUCCCCAUGCUGUUGGACACCCAGGGCCCGGCAGCACGAUGGAUCAGCCUUCGGAGGGAGGAGGUUGUGCGGCAGAUGACUGAGGCAUGUCUGAACCAGUGUUUGGAUGCACUACUGGCCCGCGACUUGCUCAUGAGUGAGGACUAUGAGCUGGUGGCCAACCAGCAGACUCGCACCGCCAAAGUUCGCAAGCUUUUGGACAUGUGUGAGUGCCACAACGAGGAGUUUUGCCGUGUGGUGGUGCGCAAGCUGCAGGACAACAAACAGAUGGGCCUGCACCCAUUUCCAGACUUUAUUUCCCAGACACCUCCACCACCACCCUACAGUGCUGCCAGCGCUCCACCGCUCUCCACCUCCUGCAAUAACAUACGCAACAUUUUCUGAGCUUUUCAGCUUCCCUCAUAUCUGGUCACUUUUGGAAUAAACAGCUGAGAGAUUUUCCUGCUUCGCUGUGUUUGGGGUUUUUUUGGCAUUGGGAAAAAUGUAUUCAUCUUGUGCUGGAGCAAUUCCACUCUCCGCUUGCUGUGGCUGUAAAACUGGACCACUUGUUGUUUUCAUCUCCAUUAUUCUCAAGGUCUUUCUGUCUUUCAUGUUGGAGUAGAUGUUGAGAAAGAUUGUUAUCAUUUGAUCCAGUCAUGAAGUGAGUCAUGACGUUGUCCAUCGAUCCAAAUGACAACACCAUAUCUUCUCAUUUUUGGUCAUCAACUGGUCAUUUGGGUUUAUAUGAGAAUGUUGUGUUUGUAGGAAUGAUAAAGUGAACAAGGAUUUGCAAAUGAAUUUGACAGCAUUGUUUUACCACAGCUUGUUAGAAACUUCUACAAUGUCUUCCUUUUAGCUAACGUUUUAUUUUUAUGAUCAGUAUGAACUUUCGUAGAGUUUAUACACCAGUUUACUUUGUGAUAACUAUGUCUCACUUUGGUUUACCUUCCUGUGUUCACAAAGCAUCAGUAAGAAAAUUGGCAGUUUCUUGGAGGAACUUGGUUCUUGGCAGAACAAAGCUUAGCAAUUUUUUUUAGCACUUGGUCAUACAGUUCUGAACACUGACCUGCACUCUGUUUUGUAACAACCACAAUAACUGAAGCACCACCCUACUUUCUUCAAUGUCCCAUGUCAAAUUGUCUUGUAUAAAAAAUAUUUAUCAUAGUUUAUACAUAUGCGGGUAGUCUUUCUUUCUUAGUUUCAAAUAAAUCUGUGUUCGAACCCCGCUGAGGUUCUUUAGAGUUCUGUUUAAGGGUUCGGUUUUUCCUAAUGUGCAUUAUUUUUGGAUCCACCAGUACAGUUAUAACAUGUAGUAUUAUAACAGGGUAUUGUACCAUACUUUAGCUGAAAUAGUGAACUGCUAGAGGAAAGGAAUGCUAAACUUGGUUAGCAUAAGUCAUGGUUAUGCUAAGCCACGGGUGGACAAAUCGUAAUUUAGUCACUAGCCAACCAGGAAGUUAGUGCUCCAAUGUGCUAAAAUAGACCUUGCUGCAGAACCAGAAGUCCUGGGGGUAGACUGGACUUGAUACACUUGAUACCUUUGUGGAGAUAAUCAGAUGUGUGAGGAUGAGUGUUUCAGGCUAGAUGAGUGUUUGUUCCGUGCUAUAUAGCAUUAAGGUCAGGCUUAGGUCUAUAGGAAGACCUAAUAUAUCAGGCCUGCUGCUACCCCUGGAAGCUAGUUCUGGAGUCAGCAGCAACUAAUUUACGAUAACAAUUUGGCAAGCUAGCCAUGCACAUAGGCUAUAGGCAUUAAGCGGCUAAGAAUCAAUCCUUGCGAAAAAAAUACUUCUAUGUUGUCCAGACUUGUAAAGAGUGCAGCAUUUGAAAGGUUUUGAAAAAAGACUAGCUACAAUAUAUAAAAAUUUAUAUAUUAGGUGUGCUAUGUUUAAACAAACAUGUCUAUUAUGAAGUACAAAGCACGUUUCCAAGCCAAAAUCACAACAGCGAAUCAGACAAAACGUCAUCGUUGACACAAAAUAGUUAUAAUAACUAUUGUUUUAUCGUUAUAAUAACAUUAUUGUUAUAAUAACAUAACAGAAUUCCACUUAUUCACUGUUUUCCUCAACAAGCCAUCUCACCAACACGCGUGUAAUGUUCAGUAAGACCAGUCCCUUUUCGCUGUGAGAUAAUGUCAAUGCCUUUGCUGUUUUUUAUUCUGUUUUUGCAGUUUUUAAAGAAACAUUUGAAUAAUAAUUGUAAUUAUUUGUUGUAUAUUUAAUGUUCCUUUCCUGGGCCUGUGAUUUGUCCACCCUGUAAGUCAACAGCUACUGUACCUGCCCGAAUCAUUCUCAUAACACUGAACCCCUGCUACAGGGAAUGUUUAUACUACUGCAUCUGGAGCAUUUAUUUUCAGGUACCCAUGGUGUCCGUUUGUUACGAAACUGUAGAAUGUGUUUGCGUUUACAUCAGUGUUUUUGCCCCAUGAACUCUCUCGACCAUGAACUCCCAGGAUUUUUACCCCGCUCAACCGGUUUUGACGUUUAUAGAAGCUACUUUAUUUUAGCUGUGGGAUGCUUUCAUAUUGUAAUUAACAACAUUUUGCACUGCAGAUGAUGAGGUCGCUAAUGCGCUUAGCUUUUUGUGUGUCGGUUAGGUUACACUUUUAAAAAAGGAACAACAGGUUUUGAAAUCCACCGGUUUUGAGUUGCCUUUAGGCAAUGGUUUCAUUUAGCAUUAAAAAAAUAUGUAUUUAAUUAUUUGCAUGUUAUUAAGCAGUGCAGUUGACAGUAUCAUGAGUGUAUUUGUGUAUUACAUUCGCAUUAAAAUUUGCAGAGUAUUGUGCCCAUUUGUAGGCGCUGAUCAUGAAUGUAGAUCAAGGCAUCAGAAUGUCGCGUUGCAAUAUCGUAUCUUGUCCGUAGAGUGUAUAUUAAAAAAAAAUAAUUCUGUGCCAAACUCAACAUUGCCUUAAUAAUUUUAGAUGCUAGGCCUAAAUAAAGAGAAUUAUUUUUGUCAUAACAGCAUUACUCCUCUAUUUUAUUGUAUCUCUAAAAGUGCUAUCUUUUGCCUUCUUUCUGUGAAACUAGUUGCUGUCAUGAGAAACCUUGUGCACAUUACAACCAAUGCAUAUCCAAUGUAGCAAUGUACAGGUGUCAGGAAUGCGAUCGAUGUACCUGCUCUAGUAUGAACGUCCUGAAAAAUCUUCCAGAGAAGUGCUGUGUUAUUAAAGUGUGUAGCUCUCCAA
Molecule: messenger RNA, 4916 nt
Organism: Tachysurus fulvidraco (yellow catfish)
Lineage: Eukaryota; Metazoa; Chordata; Actinopteri; Siluriformes; Bagridae
Product: receptor-interacting serine/threonine-protein kinase 2
Exons: 11
Coding region: 407-2140 (577 amino acids)
Biological process (GO): positive regulation of canonical NF-kappaB signal transduction; innate immune response; protein phosphorylation
Molecular function (GO): ATP binding; JUN kinase kinase kinase activity
Source: RefSeq, a predicted model, not a curated record